This is a messenger RNA of Ciona intestinalis (vase tunicate), 1037 nucleotides long. NCBI's taxonomy places the organism in Eukaryota, Metazoa, Chordata, Ascidiacea, Phlebobranchia, Cionidae. The record is from RefSeq and is a predicted model, not a curated record.
CCGACACGAAUACAACUGCGUCGAUAUAUAAACCAUUCGCAAUCGUGCAACAAGCUGCUUUCAGUUCAUCAUAUUCACAAGCAAUGGAAAGACAUCUAAGACGAGAAGCUAACCGCGCCGAAAGGCAAGAGGUGAAAGCGGAGAGACAAGAGCAAAGGCUGCACAACAGAGCCAUUAAUGCUGCAUUACAUGGGAAUGUUGGAAAAGCAAUUCGACUCGAAGCGAAAUCUAAUGCUGCUCAUCACAGAGCUGAGGACGCCCACCACCGUGAAGUGAAUGCAAGAGCUGCAGCGAACUCUAUGCACCAUCACCAUCAUCACCAUCAUACACCUCCUCCACCAGUCCACCACCAUCAUCCUCCGCCACAUCAUCACUAUCCACCUCAUUGUCCCCCCCAUUACCCCGUGGGUGUAGCACCCUCUCCAAGACAUGGGUAUCCUGGUUACCCACCUUAUCCUCAAGGACCCGGCCACCACCACCACUACUGAAAACCUGUUUGAACAAGCGUGUAUAAAGUUGAUGUUGCAUAAUAAAUCGAAUCCUACACAUUUUUUAAUUUAAUGUGAAAGCUUAUACACCAUCGCAUUAAUGACCAAACUCAAUCAUACCAGCAAUGUAAACCUCAAUAAACAAUUACCCACAAAGUUACAUACGUUGUAACUUGUAUGCGGCACGAGGUGUAUGAAACAGAACACCCGUGUUAUAACGCCUGUUGUUCUCCGACAAUGUGAGGAUAAAACAAGUUACAUUCAUUCGUACUGUUUGAUUAUUUUUUGCAAUUUCUAAUUUUCCAAUCUCAUUACCGUAUUUGUAUUGUUAGCUUCCGAAGGGUACACGUGCAAUAGACUCUUGUAUAUACAUUGUUAUUACGCUUAUGUUGUUUCCGACCCCGUUAUAACGCAUGCCUUGUUACACCCCAUCUUACUACACAUAUGACUGUGUGUGCAUAAUUACUGAGACGUACCAUGUAUGUAUUUGAAUAUUGUUGUAUAUAAUAUAUGAUUGAUCCAAUUUUAAAUAGAUUGUGGUUUCCGGUU